Messenger RNA from Tetrahymena thermophila SB210, 1311 nucleotides. RefSeq lists its product as hypothetical. The record is from RefSeq and is a predicted model, not a curated record. Lineage: Eukaryota; Ciliophora; Oligohymenophorea; Hymenostomatida; Tetrahymenidae. The transcript has a single exon. Gene Ontology annotation, molecular function: protein binding.
UAAAUAUCCUAAUAAAUAUUUUCAAAAAGAUUAGAAUAAAUAUAAGUAAUGUAAGUAGAUUAAGAUAAUUUAUAUAUAGAAGAAGUAAGAUAAUUACAUUUUAACUUUGACUAUGCAAAAUGUUAGGAGAGGUGUAAAGUCAUUCUUGAAGAAAAACCUUAUUUGUUUUAAGUUAGAACAUACUACGGAUUCUUUUUAAUAUAUGAUGAUUUAAAUGAAUCUCUCAAGUAGUAAUUGUAAGUUUAUCAAGAAGCUCCAUACUACUUUGAAAACACUUCAUAUUUGUUAGAUAACAUUUUCAGUAAUUUCUAAAAUAAAGGUAGAAGUUUGGUUUAAACUAUUUUCAAAUAAUAUAAUGAUUACUAAGGAGAAAAAAAUGGCUUCUAUUAUAUCUGCUUAGCAUUAAUUUAUCGCAUUUAAAAAGAUAAUGAAAAAUCUUACGAAAUUUUAUUUUCUAAAGUGAAUGAUUAUGAUGAUUAACCUAUGGUCUAAACUUGGUUUUAUCAUCAACUUGGAUGUCACUUCUUAAAUAUGACAAAUCAUGGAGAAGAUGAAGAAAAUGAAAAUGUAUAAAAAUCUCUGAAUUUUUUUAAAAAAGGGUUAGAAUUAUAACCAAGAUCUACAAUGAAUCUUUAAAAUUUAGGAGUCUAAUACAAUAGAAUAGGAACUUAAGAAGCCUACAUAUUAUCUGUUUAAUAUUACAAUGAAGCCCUAAAUAUUAAUCCAGAAGAUCACUAUGCACUUUGCAAUUUAUCUUGUGUGUUAGUCGAUCUUGGUUAUCAUGCUUAAAGUUUUUAAAUAAUAGAAAUGUGUUUUAAAAAGUUAAAAUUUAAUUUUGUUUUAUAAUAAUAUUUGAGUCUGCUCGUAAAUCAAUUUAAUAUGCUAGGAAUUGAAAAUAUUGAUUAGAUAUUUAGAGAAGUUUGCUAAGGGAUAUAAACUUUAAUUGAAAUAGAAGCAAAUAAUUAGUCUCAGUUUUUCAUUUUUUUAUACAUAUAAAUUUUAUCAAUUCAACAUUCUAUACAACUUAAACAUAUAGACUUAUUUGAAUAAAUUGUUUCAGCAUUUAGAAGGGAAGAUAUAAUUUCUUUAAUUUAGCUCAACAAAUUUAUGAUAGAAUAAUAAUUAAUGGAAGAUAAUGGAGAAGAAUAAACAAAGAUAGUUCCUGUUCAAAAGUUGACAAACAUUUUAAUAUAAAAAGAAUUAAUGAUUUCAUAAUAAUUGCUGUCUUUAAUAGCAUAUAAAAAUAUAAUCUAGAAUAAUUUACAUUUCUAAUAAUCUUUCUCUCAUUGGGAUUUACACAUUGAUUAUUGA